UACAAAUGUCAAGAAUGUGGAAAAGCUUUUAACUGGUACUCACAUCUUUCUGUACAUAAAAUAAUUCAUUCUGGAGAGAAACCCUACAAAUGUGAGGUAUGUGGCAACACCUUUAACCGGUUCUCACAUCUUUCUGAACAUGAAAGAAUUCAUUCUGGAGUGAAACCCUACAAAUGUGAAGAAUGUGGAAAAGCCUUUAACUGGUACUCACACCCUUCUGUACAUAAAAAAAUUCAUUCUGGAGAGAAACCCUACAAAUGUGAAGAAUGUGGAAAAGCCUUUACACGGCCCUCAACCCUUUGUGUACAUAAAAGAAUUCAUUCUGGAGAGAAACCCUACAAAUGUGAAGAAUGUGGAAAAGCCUUUAACAAAUCUUCAAACCUUUCUGUACAUAAAAGAAUUCAUUCUGGAGAGAAACCCUAUAAAUGUCAAGAAUGUGGCAAAGCCUUUAAUGUAUCCUCAACCCUUUCUGUACAUAAAAGAAUUCAUUCUGGAGAGAAACCCUACAAAUGUGAGGUAUGUGGCAACACCUUUAACCGGUUCUCACAUCUUUCUGAACAUGAAAGAAUUCAUUCUGGAGAGAAACCCUACAAAUGUGAAGAAUGUGGAAAAGCCUUUAACAGUUCCUCAACUGUUUCUAAACAUAAAAGAAUUCAUUCUGGGGAGAAACCCUACAAAUGUGAAGAAUGUGGCAAAGACUUUAGCCAGUACUCACACCUUUCUGUACAUAAAAGAAUUCAUUCUGGAGAGAAAUGCUACAAUUGUCAAGAAUGUGGAAAAGCCUUUAACAGAUCCUCAACCCUUUCUGUACAUAAAAGAAUUCAUUCUGGGGAGAAACUCUACAAAUGUCAAGAAUGUGGAAAAGCCUUUAACAGUUCCUCAAACCUUUCUGUACAUAAAAGAAUUCAUUCUGGAGUGAAACCCUACAAAUGUGAAGAAUGUGGAAAAGCCUUUAACUGGUACUCACAUCUUUCUGUACAUAAAAAAAUUCAUUCUGGAGAGAAACCCUACAAAUGUGAAGAAUGUGGAAAAGCCUUUAACAAAUCUUCAAACCUUUCUGUACAUAAAAGAAUUCAUUCUGGAGAGAAACCCUACAAAUGUGAAGAAUGUGGAAAAGCCUUUAACAAAUCUUCAAACCUUUCUGUACAUAAAAGAAUUCAUUCUGGAGAGAAACCCUAUAAAUGUCAAGAAUGUGGCAAAGCCUUUAAUGUAUCCUCAACCCUUUCUGUACAUAAAAGAAUUCAUUCUGGAGAGAAACCCUACAAAUAGAAAACCUACAAAUGUGAAGAAUGUGGAAAAGCCUUUAACUGGUACUCACACCUUUCUGUACAUAAAAGAAUUCAUUCUGGAGAGAAACCCUACAAAUGUCAAGAAUGUGGAAAAGCCUUUAACAGGUCCUCAACCCUUACUGCACAUAAAAGAAUUCAUUCUGGAGAGAAACCCUACAAAUGUGAAGAAUGUGGAAAAGCCUUUACCAAAUCUUCAAACCUUUCUGUACAUAAAAGAAUUCAUUCUGGAGAGAAGCCGUACAAAUGUUAA
This is a messenger RNA of Nycticebus coucang (slow loris), 1539 nucleotides long. RefSeq names its product zinc finger protein 91-like. The transcript has 2 exons. The annotation marks the transcript as partial. The record is from RefSeq and is a predicted model, not a curated record. NCBI's taxonomy places the organism in Eukaryota, Metazoa, Chordata, Mammalia, Primates, Lorisidae.